CACGACAAUAUGUUUGCCCGGGGUUUCGUGGCGCUGUCGGCCUUGUCCCUGACACUUCCGCUGGGCUUGGCCUCCCAAUCCAAUGUCACAGAAUACUCCUAUGCAAUGCUAUAUCCCCCAUAUACUUAUGUUCCGUCUGUCUUCGCAGACUGGAAACCUCAUCCACACGGUUGCCCCUUUCCUCACCGCAAUGGAAGCGUGAACCCGGUUGGCCCAUAUCCACAACAUCCCUGGCCUCCACAGUCUCCCCCAGGGCUGCCGCCAAUCCAGCCCGGCCAGCCAUCCUCGUUCUGGUACGAAGAAAUUCAACAUAACGGUAUCAGUCCUUUCAUAUCGAACGGAUCAGACUGGGUUGUUUAUCGAAAUGUGAAGGACUACGGUGCCACUGGGAAUGGCAGCGCUGAUGAUUCUGCCGCCAUUCAAGCAGCAGUCAACGAUGGUGGUAGAGGCCCCGGAGGAAAUGGGAAAGGCACAACUGGUGCCCCCGCGGUCAUUUAUUUCCCCGAAGGAACCUAUCUCAUGGCAAACCCCGUUCAACUGUAUGUUGACACGGUAUUUCUGGGAAACCCGAUUGCUCGACCAACACUAAAGGCAUCCUCGACCUUCAACGGCACCACGCUGAUUUAUGCCAAAGAUCCAGCAUUAGAUGCCACCACCAAUUUCUAUAUCGGCGUCAAAAACUUCGUCUUUGAUUCCACGAGCGUCGCACCGAAUACUGAGUUCCUCCUGAUGGAUUGGUCGGUCAGUCAAGCGACCCAACUAACAAACAAUUUAUUCCGCAUGCCACAAGGGUCUGCACACACGGGUGUCGCAAUGCCAGAAGGAGGCUCAGGAACCUUCAUGGGCAAUCUGGCUUUCGAGGGUGGCUUCAUCGGGUUGAACUUCAACAAUCAACAAUACAGCAUCAAGGACGUAUCUUUCAGUGGCUGCAGGACUGGUAUCGUUAUCAGCCAUGGUUUUGAUAUUGUCUUCCAGGGGAUCCAAUUCACGGAUUGCGCUAUUGGCAUUAAUGCUACCGCCGGAGAUGUUGGAAAUGUUGGCAGCUAUGUGUUACUUGAUUCAUCAGCAGACACCGUCGACGCGUUGAUCUUGACCAAAAGUCAAACCCCUGCUGGCUCUAACACUACGACCGGAGACGAUUCUGUGGUCCUCGACAACGUCAAUGUCCAUAAUGUCGGCAGGGUGGUAGUUGCAGGGAACACAACUCUGUUGACCGGUGGUGUGGAUCAGACCUGGGUGUAUGGAAAUGCAUACACUCAGAAUGGCCGUAUUGGAGGGACCCAUGAUAACGGUGUAACAUACGCUACUUCGAGAAGCCCUUCGCUGGUAUCUGGAAAUAAAUAUGUCACCUUCGCUCCCCCAACAUACCAAGAAUUUGAUGUCAGACAAGUUAUCAAUAUCAAGAACGUGCCGGGGCUCCCGGUGCUUGGUGAUGGGCAGACUGAUGACACCGCCAACAUCAAUGCCAUUCUUGCAAUGACUGCCGGCUGUGCGGUUACAUUCUUCCCAGCUGGAACGUACCUCGUCACGUCCACGAUCAACGUCCCACCUGGGUCCAGGCUUAUCGGUGAAGCAUGGUCGGCUAUUUCAGCUGCGGGAUCGUUCUUCGCCGACGCCAACAAUCCUCAGGUGAUGGUACGAGUGGGCGAAUCAGGCGAAGUCGGUAUGGCGCAGAUCAGCGACAUGCUUUUCACCGUUGCCGACGUCCUUCCGGGAUGCAUUCUGGUCGAAGUCAACAUGGCUGGCGCACAGCCAGGCGACAUCGGUUUCUGGAACGCGCACUUUCGUGUCGGUGGUGCCGCGGGCUCAGCCACCGAGACCAAGUGUGCAGACGCUUCGAAUCCCUGCCAAGCGGCGUUUCUGUUACUACACCUCACGUCCUCUGCGGCGUCCGUGUAUGUCGAGGACAUGUGGGGUUGGACCGCGGAUCACGACCUUGACGGCAACAACUCGCAAACAGUCGGCACAGGACGUGGAUUGUUGGUCGAAUCUCAAGGUCCCGUGUGGCUCGUGGGCACCGCCUUUGAGCACAACGCACUCUAUCAGUACAACUUUGUCGACGCGGUCAAUCUGUUUGUGGGUAUGCAACAGAGCGAGACGCCCUAUUGGCAAGGUGUCGGAUCGCCGGCUCUCGCUCCGGCACCCUGGGUUCCGAACGCCCGUUACAACGACCCUACCUUUUCGAACUGCGCCAGCGACGAUGCCAACUGCCGGAUGGCGUGGUACCAGCGCGUCGUGGGUGGCAGUGACAUUUCUAUUUACGGCAGUGGUUUCUGGACCUUUUUCAACAAUGGAGGCGACUGCCAGGGCACCGACGGCACCUGUCAGACCAACGCCGUCGAGAUCACUGACAACCCCCAGCGUCUGUUCUGGUGGAACCUCAACACCCGAGGAGUCUUGAACCUCGUGAUCGAUCAAGGGCAGGUUCUCGCCACUCAAAACAACAACCCUGGUUCCUGGGGCGCCAUUGUCGCCGCGAUCUUGACCCAUUCGGGUCUGACGGCACAGAGACUUCUGAAGAGGUUCUUGAGAUAGAUAGAGAACGAGUCCGUUCGGUGAGUGAGUGAGUGAGUGAGCGACCUGUUACUUUUAUGUAGAUGAUGAUGAUUCGGUACAAAGACCAAAGCAUUUUAUGAGCGCGCAUUUGGGUUAUAUGAGCAAUAUGAAAAUGGUGUCUUCGACUUUGGGCAGUUUACUAGACUUUGUUGUGACUGCAUAUACCGUGAGGUAUUCUACUGAGUAAAGG
Molecule: messenger RNA, 2746 nt
Organism: Exophiala oligosperma
Lineage: Eukaryota; Fungi; Ascomycota; Eurotiomycetes; Chaetothyriales; Herpotrichiellaceae
Exons: 2
Coding region: 10-2535 (841 amino acids)
Molecular function (GO): polygalacturonase activity
Source: RefSeq, a predicted model, not a curated record